AUGUCGAAGCAGUGGUUGUGUCGUGAGGGGGAGCGGUGGUGGUUGUUGGACGCACGAGGCCAGCAGCUGCCACAUGUGGCGAAGAUUGCUGCGCAGUACAUGACCGGGCAACAUCGCCCCGAUUUUACGCCGGGCAUGAUGACUGGGGACCAUGUUGUCAUCACAAACAUCAAGGACGCCGUCAUGACGGGUGACAACUGGAUUCGCGUACCCAUCACCUGGCAGACCGCCUACCCCGGCGGCAAGUACCGAGUGCGCCUCUCCGAGAUGUACGAGCGCGACCCCUGCAUGGUCAUGUGGUGGUAUCUGAAGGACGAGGUGAACCGUCACUUUGUCCGGAAGCUCAAGACGCGCACCGCACCCUUAGAAAAGGCAUGGCUGUACGAGGACAGCGUCCAUCCGCACGCCGAGAAGAAUCCGCGCCCGUUGGUGUGGACCGACACUGCAACGAUGGGUUGGCGGUACAAGGAUCCAACGUUUCAGCGGCGCUGGUCACCGAAUCAGUUUAUGAGCUGA
This is a messenger RNA of Leishmania major strain Friedlin, 516 nucleotides long. RefSeq names its product 50S ribosomal protein L13-like protein. Gene Ontology annotation, cellular component: ribosome; mitochondrial large ribosomal subunit. The transcript has a single exon. Gene Ontology annotation, molecular function: mRNA binding; structural constituent of ribosome. The record is from RefSeq and is a predicted model, not a curated record. Gene Ontology annotation, biological process: negative regulation of translation; translation. NCBI's taxonomy places the organism in Eukaryota, Euglenozoa, Kinetoplastea, Trypanosomatida, Trypanosomatidae. Bases 1 to 516 code for a protein of 171 amino acids.